This is a messenger RNA of Plasmodium adleri (nom. inval.), 2226 nucleotides long. RefSeq names its product conserved Plasmodium protein, unknown function. Bases 1 to 2226 code for a protein of 741 amino acids. Lineage: Eukaryota; Apicomplexa; Aconoidasida; Haemosporida; Plasmodiidae. The transcript has a single exon. The record is from RefSeq and is a predicted model, not a curated record.
AUGGAUCAACAAGAUUACUUGCCCAGUGAAAUUAAGGAUGCCUUAAUUUCUUUACAUGAUGAACAUUUCAGUUAUCAAAAAUAUUUGAACGUAUUAAAGGAUUAUAUAUAUUUAGAUCCAAUAAAGAAUAUUAAUACAUUAAUUAAUUAUAUUUUAGAUAAUAUUAAUAACCAUGAUAUAGAGAAAAAUAUUUGUCAUUAUUUAUCGGAUGUAAUUAUAUAUAUACAAGAUAUAAAUAAAAUAAUAAGUGAAGAAAAUAAUAUUAUAGAAGAAAAGUUAGAUGAAAGUGAUUAUUCAAAUAGUUUAUUUUAUGAAGAAUAUCGUAUAAAAAUAAAAGAUGAGAAAUUAAAAAAAUAUGAUGUAGGUGAUUAUCGUAUAAAUCUUAUACAAAAUUGUACUAGAAAUGUAAAUUACUUAAAAUUAAUGUAUAUUAUUAGUAAUGUAAUAUUACCAAAAAAUGGUUAUGUUUUAUUUAUUAAUAUAUUUCAUAAACAUGAAAUUAAUUAUCAAUAUAAAUUAUUAUCAUUAGAAUAUUUUGCAAAUAUUGCAAAUAAAAUUAAUAUAGAUAGAGCUAAAUACAUUGCACAAAUUCUUCCUCUAAUUUUAGAAAAAUUUUAUAAUACAGAUGGAGAACCUUAUUAUAAUGAUAAUAUAAAUAAUAUAGAUAUAUUAUUAUCUAUGUGUAAAUUCAUUAAUAUAUUAUGUGAUGAAUCUAUAAAAGCACAAGAAGAUGAUAAACAAGAUGUUGCAUUAUAUUCUAUAGUUGCAUUUAUUAUGAGAAUUAUUUGUUAUCAUAGUGUAUAUUUACCUAUUAAUAGAAAUGUUGAAAAAUUAGGUAAAUAUAUUUAUUAUGAUCAUAUUAAUUAUAAUGAAUGUUUAAAAGAAUAUAGUAAUUUAACAUAUAAUUUAUAUAAAUCAAAAAAACAUCUCUUAAUAAAAAAUUGUUUAUCUUCAUUAAUAUGGAGACUUUCUAUUAUUAAUCCAAACCUACCUAGAACAAUAGAAAGAGUAAAUAUUCUUAUACCUAAUACAAAAACAUGUGCUCUUGAAAAUUCUACUAUGGAAAUAUCUAUACUUUGUUAUUUAAUUUUGAUAGAAAGAGUUAAUAUAAAUUCGUUUCCUCUUGUUUUCUCAGAACUAUAUUUACUUAAUUUAAUGAUUAGAAAUAGUUAUAAUUUAAUUUUAUGUGUCUCCAAAGCAAAGGAAAGUUUAAGAGAUAGUUUACUUAUUAAAGCAUAUCAUUUUAUUAUUGUGUGCUGCUUUUUAUCUAAAUGUAUUUAUAAAAAAAAUAAAGAAUAUUAUACUAAUAUUUAUAAAUUUAAAUGGAGACCUUAUGAUUUUCUUAAAUUAAUAUAUGAAACCAUACAUAAUUAUAAUCACUUGAAAUUUUAUACUAAACAUAUUUAUUAUUCUAUAAGUAAUAUUAUGAGGAAUUUCCAAUGGGACAUUUUUUUUUCUAUAUAUAACAGAUUGAUAAUUGAAUCGUCAUCCGACACUGUAAGAAGUAUUAUAUCAUCUUAUGUAAAGGAUGAGCUUUUUAAAAAAAUGAUCCAUGUUGUUGAUAGUGUUCAACAGAUUGAUAUGAUAACAUGUGAGUCUACGACUCAAGAAAUAUUAAAAGGAGAAGAUGGUAACAAUUUUGUUAAGGAGAAGGAAAUAAAUAAUAAACAAUAUUCUUCUACAAAUGAUUAUAAUAAUAAUGAUAUUAAUAAAGAACAUAUCCCUUAUAAUAUAACUUCCAACAUACAAUCAAAAAAUUCAAAAGAAAAUGAAAUACAUAAAAUAGGAUGCCAAAUAAAAAAAAUAGUUCAUCAACUUAUAGGAGAAGAAUCUGUUCUUCUAUAUAUAGAUUCCAUCACAGUAGCAUUAAAUAUAAUAAAAAUGAUUUUGUUAAAUAAAAGGUUUACACAAUUUUAUAAAUAUAUAAUAAAAUUAGAUGAAACAUCUACAUGUUUCAUACAAAAUAAAAUGAAAUAUUUUUGUGAUCAAAUAAAGAUAGAAAAAUCUGUAUUAUCAUAUGAAAAUCAAAAAAAUAAUAAUUCCAUAACCCAAAUAAAUGAUAAUAACGAUAUUUUACAGAAUGAGCAAAAUUUAAAUAUUACAUUUAAUAAUAUUAACAUGAACAAACUGGAUAUUGUUCUUAUGCUUUUAUCGGACAUAGAAAAAAGCAUAGCAGAAAUGAAGCAAAAUAUAAACACAAACACAAACACAAACACAAAAGGAUAA